AUGUCAAAGAAAGAAGAAAAGGAGCUCGCAAGUGCGUUUUCAGACUUCCGCAGGGAAAUGCGGGCUGAAAUGAGGCAAAUAAAAGAUAGUCUGCGCUUCUGUAGCGACACCUGUGAUGAAGUUAAGGCAAUUACUGGUGACAUCAAGGCGUUACAUCAAGAAAUAAAAGCGUUAACAGCUCAGAAUCAACAUCUCAAAGCGGAAAACGAGAGACUUGAAAAGAAAGUGGACGAGCUCGAACAAUAUCAGCGAAGUAAUAACCUGGAAAUCAGGGGUGUGCCAGAGGAGCUCGACUCGACCUCAGUGAUAAAAAAGAUCGGUGAACUUGUUGGUGAAGCGGUAACUGAUACUGAUAUCGACAUUUGCCACCGGGUGCCCACGGCCCGCAGAGAGGAUAAGAACAUCGUUGUACGGUUCAUAUCGCGAACCAAGCGCAACACGUUCCUUGCCAAGUCAAAAAAAAAGAAGCUGUCAUCUGAAGAUGUCGGAUAUAAGGGCACAGGCAUCACUACCAUUUACGUGAAUGGGCACUUAACACGACAGAACAAGCAACUUCUUGGGGCUGCCCUUGCGGAAAAGAAAAAAGCCGGAUGGAAAUACGUCUGGGUCAGCUCGGGUAAAAUUUUGGCACGGAAAGAUGAACAGACCGAUGCCAUUCGAAUUGCAAACAAGCAAGAUAUCGCCCACAUCAAAUAA
Dermacentor andersoni is the source of this 696-nucleotide messenger RNA. Lineage: Eukaryota; Metazoa; Arthropoda; Arachnida; Ixodida; Ixodidae. The record is from RefSeq and is a predicted model, not a curated record.